AUGUCAUUAAUCAUUGUCCAGUACAAACAUUGAUCUGGAAUAUUACAUUCGAGAAACAAUUACAAAAUGCAUCCCCAUUUAUGGACCAAAGACAAUUCCGCAGGUAAUAUUUCAACCUCUUAUGCUCCUGCGUACUUCACACAUGCAUUCUGGCAGAGCUCAUCUCAUCAUUUUUGACGAUCCCUAACGUUCAAUAGCGUGCGAGGAAGUAAUGGCAGCCUUGGAUGAAUGCCAUGCUCGAGGAUUCCUAUGGAAGUGUAUGGGAAUGUGCAACGAUAAAAAGACAGCAGUCAAUAAGUGUCUAAGGGCACAACGGCUAGCACGAACGGCGGCAAAUCGGGAAGCUGCAAAAGUCAAGAACGAGAAAAUCAAAACGAAAUGGGCAGAGAUAGAUGAGGCAUCAUAAUAUACACAAAUCAGACUACGCAGAUAUGUUUAAAUGGCUGGAUCGGACUGGUAUUUGGCGGAGCGGCGUUGAUUUACGAUGGUGGGGCGUUCGGACAUCAUUGCAUGUCGAAUUUUAUUGACAUUGCAUCCUGAGACCGGAAGUAUAACAUAGGGAUACAAUGAGUCGAUCUGACAGGAGAAAGGCGUGUAGCACAUGGAGCAGGAGCCUUGUUUAGUGCUUUUACUCCGCGGGUCAAGAUAUAUCAACAACUCCACUCAAUCAUUAUAAUGGAUCU
Messenger RNA from Sclerotinia trifoliorum, 683 nucleotides. Lineage: Eukaryota; Fungi; Ascomycota; Leotiomycetes; Helotiales; Sclerotiniaceae. The record is from the annotation of a GenBank genome assembly.